Schistocerca serialis cubense is the source of this 4260-nucleotide messenger RNA. RefSeq lists its product as uncharacterized. The record is from RefSeq and is a predicted model, not a curated record. Bases 2546 to 4024 code for a protein of 492 amino acids. The transcript is spliced from 3 exons. Lineage: Eukaryota; Metazoa; Arthropoda; Insecta; Orthoptera; Acrididae.
UUAACAUAAUUAAUAUUUUACAUGACAGGCUUGUUUUGGCUUAAUUGCCAUUAUAAAGCACCCUACAAAAAUAAGAUUAUCUAUAUGUAAAUCGUGGCUGUUCAAUAUUGAUAUUUGCUUUGCUACUUUCAUCUAUUUGGAAGCUAUGACCAUACUGCAUCUGUAGUAAAUUUUAUCUGUCAAGCAGCAGUAUGUAAAAUUUAUGUAAUACAUCUUCUCUUAACCAGUGCUCAUUCAGAACACAACAGAGAAGAAUCAAUCUGAAAUGACCAUUUCCAGUUCUAUUCACUUUUUGCAUGGUGACCGAACAUUCUGGUAAAAUAGCAUAAAAUCAUUUUUCUGGAUUGCUUUGUUGAGAAUUUAUUACUACUUUGCUUUCAGAUUCCUGUUUCUCAUUAAACCUUUCUACUCGCUGGUCUGAUCUAUCAUCUUUUCUAUUUUUUAAAAUUAUCACCACAUUAACUAAAAAUCCAUUUGGAUUUUUUUAAUUUAUUUUUUUAAACACAGCUGUCAAUAUUUUCUGCAAUCUUUAGAGCCUAACUACCCAAGUGAAAUUUGUCUGGUUUUAAGUUAUUACUGGUAAUGCAUUUAUUAUGAUUUAGAAAUACUGCCCCUAAAGUGUCACCUGAUAUAGCACAUAGUCAAUUAUCCUGUAUGUAUAGAUAUUGCUCACUGAUUUGAUGUGCAUAACUGCACUUAUUACCGUCUUGAAUUCGCAAUGGAUGUUCUCGGCUUUUCUAAUUGCAUUUCUUGUUUCGUUUAUGGCGUCGUUUUCACUCUGCUAGGAAGAGAAUUCGUCCCCAAAUUCGCAAAGAAACCUCUAUAAUUUUCUUUGCAGACAUUGGAACCUCCUUUGAGGUUUGUUUGGUACUUCAAACGUUUUUCAAGUGUUUAUUCAUCUGAUGCAUCCUAAUGCUAUGUAGAACAUGGGUUUAACAGUUUGGGGCAUCGAUAUUUUUCGGAAUAGAAUUGCCAGUUUAAAGGAAUUCGUUUUGUUACACUCAGUUCUGUUCAUGAGCAUAGGUUUUACUUACAUUUCUUACAUUAAUCUGUUUGUACAUGUCUGUCAAUUUCACGUGUUCUGUAUAUAUCUGUCGAAUCCUUUUUCACUUAAUUUUGAUCAUUUCUCUCACUUUGUAUUGUCUUUUGAGAAUGAGUGACGUUGUGUGCAUAUUUAACAGCUUGAGAAUACGAUCACUUUUCACAAGGAAGUUUCUCCUUUCCUUCUGUCAAUGAUAGAAAUCCUAUCUUUAGAGUUUCCAUGUCACUGUUAUGUUGCUUUAUAAUUUGGACUUUCGAGUUCACAGUUUUUAUCAGAUCCACUUUUUCUUCAGGUACACAAACACGACAAGACCACGGAAAAUUGUCAUUUAUAAAUUUUAGAUUAGCUUGCUGGCAUCUUUCAUGCCACCUGAAGUUAAAUGUUACGCUGGUGAUGACUUUCAGAAAACAUUUUUCACAUGCUGAAGUAUCGUCGACUGGCUCUUCUCUGGAUAUCGAAGUGUUACUUCACUGAUGUGUUGGCACCAUCCUUCAGCUGCUAUUCCAGAAAGCCCAGUAAAUUAUCUGGUAUAUCUGUGACAGUGUCUCCUACAUUACUUGAAUAUCUUUGUUUCAUAUUUCAUAGCCCUACUUUUUUCUUGUGAUAAUUUUUCCUUGUCUUUAUUUCUACUACAAUUUAGACUUAGUUCAUUUGUUUAAUCGCUUUCUCUGCCCAUCCUAAAACAACCUUGGUUUGUGUGCAGGAUGAGCAGAAGCAGUGUAGAAAGCUUGUAAGGAUGUUGUAGGGGAAGCUGUGCUGAGAAAUAAAUAGUAAGGAAAAAAUCGAUACUUUGCGUCAUUUCCCAGUUAUUUAACAUUGAAGUUAGCCAAUGAGAUCGUCACGCGCCCAAAUUCAAGCAGCCUGCCAGAGACAGUGCUGCCAAACUUGACCUUCGUUUGGUUUCCUCAAAGCGAAAACACUUAGUUUUUGCUCAUGUAGCUUAAAUUUAUGUCUUCCAAAAAAGGCGUAUUUUAACUGAUAAUGAACAUUUCAACAAUGUAUCUCCCAGAUUAACAGGUAAUUAUGUCUUGAAGCAUUUUAACGUGUAAAAGUGCUUGAAUUUGCGCGCGCAACGACCUGAUUAGCUAACUUCAGUGCUAAGUAACACUGAAAUUGCACAACGUAUGGAAUGUUUUUCUUAACAAUUAUUUCUCACCACACUCGUCCCUGCAACACCCUCCCGAUCUUUUCAGACUGUUUCUGACCAACCAGUAUUGCGGGACUUACAGCACAGUGAGUUUAGCCAUCAACGUUACAUGGUGACGUCGUGGCAUACGUCAGUAACACCGGAACGAUAUUCUGGCCUUAACUUGAAGCAGUACAGCGGAAGGCGGGAGCUAUGUUAGCUGAAACCAAAGUGCAAGAGAUGACUGUCCUGUGAUUGUAAAAGACAGGGGCAAUCUAAAUCUAUCUGAAGGAAAAGAUUCGAUCUGUAGAAGUGUUUCUAGUUGUUGUCGAACGUCUUUUAAGCACUGUAGCAACAUAUAUCUCAGAGAGUUGAAAAUGAGUGACCAGGGAAGUGUAAACGACACAGACAUUGAAGCUGAUUUGGAUGAGAUGGCAUCAGAUUCUGCUCGUGUACACGACGAGUCAGUUGAUGAGAUGCACACAGCGGCCAAUUCAUCUGGGGCACAUGUUCCCAUUGUAACACGCCAGCCUUCCCAUAUCAGUGAAAUGCUGGAGGACCUGCCAUUGGGCUAUCGAGACUCGUCACUUGUGCAGGGAGAAGAGGUAGCUGUGGAGAUAUGGCCGCCCAGUGUCACAGAGCACUCAGGACUGGAGCAGCUUCUCUCACCCUGUGACACCAGCAGACCAUCACAUGUGUAUUUCAAUGACUGUGAUAAUGACAUUUCAUAUAAUGAUGGUGACAAUCACAGUGAUACUGAUAAUUGUGACUGUACUGAUAUUGACAUCAAUGAAAGCAAUAUUUGUUUAUUUCAUUUCCACGAUUUUUAUAUUGGUAACUAUAACAGAAAUAACGAAACAUUAUCAGUUAUUGACAUAGGGAAUUAUUCAUUUUUUAGUUAUAACAUUCAUGACCAAAACUUUUGGUUUCUUAGGUAUAGUGGCUCAAACAGUAUCCCAUCAUUGCUACCAACAGUUCAUGAUAUUGUAUUUAAUAUAUUUUAUAUGUGUAGAGACACUGAUAAUAGCGAUUAUACUAAUACUGUCGUCAAUGAAAAUGUUUGUUUACUUCAUUUCCGUGAUUUUUAUAUUGGUAGCUAUAACAGAAAUAAUCAAAUAUUAUCAAUUCUUGACAUAGGCAACUAUUCAUUUUUUAGUUAUAACUUUCGUAACCGAAAUUUUCAUUUUGUUAGGUAUAAUGGCUCAAACAGUAUUUUGCCAUUGUUAUCAAUAAUACGUGAUAUUGUAUUUAGUAUAUUUUAUAUAUAUCACGACAAUACUAAUAUUGGCACCAAUGGAAACAAUAUUUGUUUACUAAAUUUUCAAGAUUUUCGUAUCGGUAACUAUAACAGUAAUAAUGAAACAUUAUCAGUUUUUGACAUAGGCAACUAUUCAUUUUUUAGUUAUAACUUUCGUAACCGAAAUUUUCAUUUUGUUAGGUAUAAUGGCUCAAACAGUAUUUUGCCAUUGUUAUCAAUAAUACGUGAUAUUGUAUUUAGUAUAUUUUAUAUAUAUCACGAUAAUACUAAUAUUGCCACCAAUGGAAACAAUAUUUGUUUACUAAAUUUUCAAGAUUUUCGUAUCGGUAACUAUAACAGUAAUAAUGAAACAUUAUCAUUCCUUGACACAGGCAAUUAUUCAUUUUUUAGUUAUAAUAUUCAUAAUCGAAAUUUUGGUUUCAUUAGGUUUAAUGGGUCAUACAGUAUAUCUUCAUUGUUGUCAACAGAAUUCGAUAUUGUAUUUAAUAGAUUUGGUAUGUAUAUUACUUACAUAUGUUACAAUGAAAUCAAUAUUAUGUUAGUGUUACAGUUAGUAUUGCUAUUGUAUAUUUUAUAUAUAAUCCAUAUGCACUAUUAAACUGAAAAUAAAGCGAUUUUUUGUUAUAAUGUUCGUAACCGAAAUCUAGGUUUUGUUAGGUUUGAUGGUUCAUACAGUAUCUCUUCUUUGUUGUCAAUAGAAUUCGAUAUUGUAUUUAAUAGAUCAGGUAUGUAUAUUUCUUAUAUAUGUAAUAAUGAAAUCAAUAUUAUGUUAGUAUUGCUAUUGUAUAUUUUAUAAAUAAUCCAUAUGCACUAUUAAAAUGAAAAUAAAACGAU